GUUUCCUGUGAGAGAGAGCGCCAGAGAGAAACCAUGGCGGCUUCGAACGGGAGCGAGUACUUCGAGUUCGAGAUGGGGUCGAGGAACGACAGUUUCUCGCGGUCGAGGAGAGAGGAAGUGGAGGCGGACGAGGAUGAGCUGAUGUGGGAGGCGAUCUUGAGGUUGCCGUCGCAGAAGAGGACAAACUUUGCGCUGAUGAAGAGGUCGGCCUCGGAGGCGGAGGGAGAACAAAGGACGGACACGAUUGAUGUGAGGAAGCUCGAUCGGUUGAAUCGGCAACUGGUGGUGAAGAAGGCUUUCGCCACCACCGAGCAGGAUAACUUCAAGUUGCUCUCCGCCAUCAAGGAGCGGUUGGAUAGGGUUGGACUGGAGGUGCCUAAGGUUGAAGUAAGGUUUGAGGAUUUGCAUAUCUCGGCGGAUGUGCAAACCGGCUCAAGAGCUUUGCCUACUUUGGUGAAUUUUACUCUUAACCUCAUGGAGAAUCUUCUUACCACUGUGGGGCUUUUUCGUCCUAAGAGAUAUUCCUUAACCAUCUUGAACAGCAUCAGUGGUGUUGUCAAACCAGGAAGGAUGACAUUGCUCUUGGGGCCUCCAGGCGCUGGGAAAUCCACCUUGCUUUUAGCUCUUUCAGGGAAGCUGGCUGGUAACUUAAAGAAAAGUGGAAGAAUUACAUACAAUGGCCAUACAUUUAAUGAAUUUUGCAUUCAAAGGACAUCUGCAUACACGAGCCAAACAGACAAUCACAUUGCCGAGCUAACAGUACGUGAAACUUUGGACUUUGCGGCGAGAUGCCAAGGUGCAAAUGAAGGUUUUGCAGGAUAUAUGACUGAUCUUGCCCGUUUGGAGAAGGAAAGAGACAUUCGUCCAAGUCCAGAAAUUGAUGCUUUUAUGAAGGCAUCAGCUUUUGGUGGUAGAAGCCACAGUAUUUCCACAGAUUAUGUCUUGAAAGUGCUUGGUCUUGAUGUAUGCUCAGAGACGAUAGUCGGUAAUGAUAUGCUUAGGGGCGUUUCAGGUGGUCAAAAAAGAAGAGUUACAACAGGUGAAAUGAUUGUAGGCCCGAGGAAAACCCUUUUUAUGGAUGAAAUAUCUACUGGGCUUGAUAGCUCUACAACAUUCCAAAUUGUUAAAUGCAUUGGGAAUUUUGUUCAUCAAAUGGACAGCACGGUGCUAAUGGCUCUGCUUCAGCCUGCCCCAGAAACGUUUGAUCUGUUUGAUGAUCUGUUGCUAUUAUCAGAAGGACACAUUGUGUAUCAAGGUCCCCGAGCGGAAGUGUUAGAGUUUUUUGAGUCAUUAGGUUUUCGAUUACCGCCCCGUAAGGGUGUUGCUGAUUUUCUUCAAGAGGUCACCUCUAAAAAGGAUCAAGAACAGUACUGGUCUGAUCCUUCAAGGCCAUAUGUUUACCUUCCUGUUCCAAAAAUUGCAGAAGCAUUUAAGGCUUCCAGAUUUGGAUCGUCUAUGCAAUCCACUCUUUCUACUCCAUUUAAUAAAUCUGACAGCCAUCCCGCAGCUCUGUCCAAGACACGGUUUGCAACAUCAAAAUCAGAGCUGUUUAGAGCAUGCUUUGCCCGAGAACUUUUACUGCUCAGCAGGCAUCGUUUUCUUUAUAUUUUUAGAACAUGCCAGGUUGCAUUUGUUGGAUUAAUCACAUGCACGAUGUAUUUGCGAACAAGAAUACAUCCAAGAAAUGAGGCAGAUGGAGAACUGUACCUUUCUUGCCUGUUUUUCGGGCUGGUGCACAUGAUGUUCAAUGGAUUUUCUGAGUUACCCAUUAUGAUAGCACGACUCCCAAUCUUUUACAAGCAAAGAGAUAACUAUUUUCAUCCUGCAUGGGCAUGGUCUGUGGCUAGUUGGAUCCUUCGUUUACCUUACUCUGUUAUUGAGUCUGUUAUAUGGUCUUGUGUUGUGUACUAUCCAGUCGGUUUCGCUCCAUCUGCUGGGAGGUAUCACCUGUUUAUCCACUUUAUCCUUGUAGCUCUUAGUCAUAUUUCCCACUUUUCUUUCUUAAUUUCCCUUUUUUCUCAUUAUCUUCUCUUGAAUGUUUUCAGGUUUUUUCGUUUCUUGUUUGUACUCUUUUCAACGCACCAAAUGGCACUGGGUCUCUUCAGGGUGAUGGCUGCUUCUGCACGAGAUAUGAUUGUUGCCAAUACAGUUUGCUCAUUUGCGCUGCUAGUUGUACUCUUGUUGGGUGGAUUCCUUAUUCCAAAAGCCUUGAUUAAGAAAUGGUGGGUUUGGGCUUUUUGGCUGUCACCGCUGUCCUACGGGCAACGUGGAAUUUCUGUAAAUGAAUUCACUGCCACAAGGUGGAUGAAGAGAUCUGUUCUUUCAAAUGACACAAUCGGGCAUAACGUUCUUCAGGCGCAUAAGUUACCCACUCAUGAUUACUGGUAUUGGCUUGGAGUUUGCGUUUUACUAGCUUACUCGGUUCUUUUCAAUUACUUGUUGACUUUGGCCUUGGCUUACCUCAACCCUCUUACAUCAGCCCAGGCAGUGCUUCGAACUGAUGACGAGGAUGGUGGAGGUAAACCGAAAGCUGCUGAGGAAGGAAGUAAAAAGAAGGGAAUGAGUCUCCCAUUUCAACCAUUGACAAUGACUUUCCAUAAUGUCAAUUACUUUGUUGAUAUGCCGAAGGAAAUGACGGCAAAAGGUAUACCAGAAAAGAGGUUGCAACUAUUGUCAAAUGUCAGUGGAAUAUUUUCACCGGGUGUUCUUACGGCAUUAGUUGGGUCAAGUGGUGCCGGGAAGACCACUUUGAUGGAUGUGCUUGCUGGUAGGAAAACUGGUGGAUAUAUAGAAGGGGAUAUUAUGAUAUCCGGCUAUCCCAAACAGCAGCGCACUUUUGCCAGAGUUUCUGGUUAUGUUGAACAAAAUGAUAUACAUUCUCCUCAAGUAACAGUUGAGGAGUCCCUCUGGUUCUCUGCCGUUCUCCGCCUUCCAAAAGAAGUCAGCAAGGAGCAAAAACUUGAGUUUGUCGACCAAGUGAUGAACCUAAUAGAGCUUGAUGUUCUAAGGCAUGCUUUGGUUGGAAUGCCUGGUAGUACUGGUUUAUCAACCGAGCAAAGGAAACGAUUAACAAUUGCAGUAGAGCUUGUUGCAAAUCCUUCUAUAAUCUUUAUGGAUGAACCCACAUCUGGACUUGAUGCAAGAGCAGCAGCCAUUGUGAUGCGAACUGUUCGUAAUACAGUUGAUACUGGAAGAACAGUAGUCUGCACCAUUCAUCAACCAAGUAUUGAUAUAUUUGAAGCAUUUGAUGCGCUACUUCUCAUGAAACGAGGAGGGCGAGUUAUCUAUGGAGGGAAGCUUGGCAACCAAUCACAGAAUCUGAUAGACUAUUUUCAGGGAAUUAGUGGAAUCCCUCCUAUUCCUGAUGGUUACAAUCCAGCAACUUGGAUGCUUGAGAUCACUACACCAGCUGCUGAGGAGAGAAUUGGUGAAGACUUUGCAGACUUGUACAGAAAUUCCGAGAAUUUCAGGGAGGUCGAAGCUGCCAUUAAGAGUUUCAGUGUUCCACCUCCUGGCUCUGAGCCAUUGCAUUUUCCUACCACGUAUUCACAAGAUGCCAUAACCCAAUUCCGGACUUGCCUUUGGAAACAAAAUCUUGUGUAUUGGAGGAGUCCAGAGUACAAUGCUGUCAAGAUAUUAUUUAGUACAAUAAGUGCGCUGAUAUUUGGUUCAGUUUUUUGGGAUGUUGGUUCCAAAAGGGAUUCAACGCAAAGUUUAGUUAUGGUUAUGGGAGCUCUUUAUGCUUCAUGCUUGUUUGUCGGAGUUAAUAAUUCUGCUUCAGUACAGCCAAUAGUUUCAGUUGAGAGAACGGUUUUCUAUAGAGAGAGAGCAGCUGGAAUGUACUCUCCUUUUCCUUAUGCAGCAGCACAGGGUCUUGUGGAGAUUCCAUACACGAUAUUGCAGACAAUAGUUUUUGGAGUCAUAACGUUUUUCAUGAUCAACUUUGAAAGGACAGCCAGAAAAUUUUUUCUAUAUCUUGUGUUCAUGUUCCUCACCUUCUCCUACUUCACCUUUUACGGGAUGAUGGCUGUUGGCCUCACACCAAAUCAACAAUUGGCAGCCGUAGUUUCUUCUGCCUUUUACUCAUUAUGGAAUCUCCUCUCAGGCUUUCUUAUUCCCAAACCACGUAUCCCGGGAUGGUGGAUCUGGUUCUACUACAUCUGCCCAGUUGCAUGGACGCUACGGGGAAUUAUCAGCUCUCAACUUGGUGAUGUGACAGAGAUAACAAUAGGACCUGGAUUUAAGGGUGCCGUGAAUAAGUAUUUGAAUGACCGGCUUGGCUUUGGUCCUGGAAUGAUCGGAGUUUCAGCAGUUGUGCUUAUCUGCUUUUCUGUCUUAUUCUUUAGUGUCUUUGCCAUCUCUGUCAAGGUUCUCAACUUCCAGAAAAGAUAGAUUGGAAGCUCCUCUCAUAUCUCGAAUACACCGUCAUCAUAGUAAAAGGAAGUCGAUUGCUAGCUGGUAGAGAAUAUGAUGUUGUUGUAGCUUCAAGGAGAUAUCGGAUGUUGGGAUAGCGUUAGAAAUUUAAUUAAUACAGUAGUAGUGAGUUUUUUGCUGCAUCUUGUGUAACGCAAUUGGAUUCACCGUGAGAGUUAACAACUCUGUUCCAUCAUCACCGCAAUAAAUUUGAUUUCUUUUAUUGCA
Vitis riparia (riverbank grape) is the source of this 4641-nucleotide messenger RNA. RefSeq names its product ABC transporter G family member 31. Bases 34 to 4392 code for a protein of 1452 amino acids. Gene Ontology annotation, molecular function: ATP hydrolysis activity; ATP binding; ABC-type transporter activity. The transcript has 23 exons. Gene Ontology annotation, cellular component: membrane. The record is from RefSeq and is a predicted model, not a curated record. Lineage: Eukaryota; Viridiplantae; Streptophyta; Magnoliopsida; Vitales; Vitaceae.